Magallana angulata is the source of this 1821-nucleotide messenger RNA. RefSeq lists its product as uncharacterized. Lineage: Eukaryota; Metazoa; Mollusca; Bivalvia; Ostreida; Ostreidae. The record is from RefSeq and is a predicted model, not a curated record. The coding region runs from base 10 to 1821 and encodes 603 amino acids. The transcript has 3 exons.
UAAACAAAUAUGGCUGCGCCCAUAGACGUAUGUCGUGUUUGUAAUGACUGUCUGCCUAUCAAACACAGACGCGUGAUUUUUGGCGAAACCUUUGGCGUUUUUCAACAGUUGACACAAGUUUUAGAUUAUAGAGCCUCUCCAAACGAUGGACUUUCGAAAUACGUAUGUGGGUUUUGCUUUACGAAGCUUAAUAAACUGUGCAAGAUUGACACUGAUUUGAUUCACAAAAUGGACUCUCUCAGGAGGGAAAAGAGUGAAGUGUUAGGAAUUUUAAGGGAGAAACAUUCUAAAACGUUACAACUGAUCAAAGUAAGAACCCCAAAGUCCCAAGAUAAACGAACAAUAGUGCAUUCACCAACUCCAAGGAAAAGUAAAAGAACGUUAUUUUCCACCCCCCAGAAAAACGACUUCGGAGAAAGUCAUGCCAAAAUCAGUUUACAAAAUGCAGAUCAGAUGGAGAUACCAUGUGUAGAAACAUUAAAAUCAGCUCCAGAAAAUCAGAAAGCCAUGUCUAUUACCAUAAAGUCGUUCACGCCAAGUAAACUCAAGGUGCUGUACAGAACUACCAAGAGUGAGAAAGUGAAAAGUAGAAUUAUUCCAUUAGGUCAUUGCCAGAAAAUUGUCAAAACCUUAACAAACAACAGUUCAUGUGACAGAAUUGGAAGAAUUAUCUACAAAACACCACUAAAAGCAGCGGUGAACAAAGCCGUUUUCUCUGAAGUGGAGAAGGACUGUGCUGCCAUGUGUUCCAAAAGGUUGCCUUCAGUAUUAAGAGAUUUCAGCAGUGAAAAUGUGUCAACUUUCUCCUUGGACAAAUUGAACAUUGAAAUACAAAAGAAAGCUCCACUGUUGCAUGGAGUUCUGCAACAUUCUGUGAAAGGAUCCAUUUUGGGAACUGUUGUCACUGCAGCAGUGGCGCUGAAAUUUCGCAACAACCAGUUGUCAGCAUUCCACCACAUAGUAGCUCAGAUUUUAGAUAAAGGGGGAGCAACAGAUGAGGUUGAUUUCCCAUGUAUAAUACUUAAAUAUCGAUCAUUGCAGGCUAUUGAUACUUUAGCAAAACUUGGUGUAUGUGUAUCAUCAUCAGCAAUGUCAAAGCAGAAACAGAGGCUCUUACAGAGACAGAAAGAGAAAAUUGGAACCCUUAUGCUGAAGGAAAAGGAAGAAUUAGAAGAAUCGGGUAAGAAUGAUUCUCAGAUAUCUUGUGAUAUUAUUGGGGAUAACAUAGACAUAACUAGAAGUCCAUCUCAGAUGAGUGUAGAUAGAAAAAGGCAGAGUUGGCACUGGUUUCUUCUGGUGGGGCUACAAAAAAGAGUUCUGAAUCCAUUGUUAAAUGAUACAGCACCAAUUGCAGAUAUAAAAUCAGUUGACAAUUGUACAUUUAUACCAAAUUUCGACGAGUGUAGAAAAUUGGAUGAACACUUCAUAUACCAUAUAACAAAUGUCCUUGUCAAAUAUGUGGGUUGCCUAAAGAAGUACAAAGACUGUGUGCCCAAGUUCAUUCAAAACCCUCAUUUGAAGGAACUUGCAGAAAAGUCAAAUUUUGUACUGCUAGACAUGUUGGAUAAAAGUGAAAACAAGUCUGAGGACAUGAUCACUAUCUUGGAACACAUACAUGCCAAUUACAUUGCUCAUACUGAUGGAGAAAAUCCAGCUGUCAUCAAGAAAAAAGUGUUCGGAGGUGACGUGCUUACCAAUGAACGAGCUUAUUCAGCUCAACUUGCCAUGUUGAAUGGUGACACAGAUUAUGACAGACUUGGUGGGUUAAUACACCGUCCCGAAGGAUUACACAGAAUGAUGAACCUUCUUUUGGUAUCAUAA